UAUCCAGCUUUGCAGACAUUUAGGCCCCUCAAGCAUGUCCAAAUUUACCAAACCCACCGCAACCGGUGACCCGCAAAUCCAUCUGCCGCGAAAUCCAUUUCCUUCUCUAAUUCAUCGAAUACCCAUUAAAGCUUAAGCUACAAUGCCCCUAAGCUUAUCGUCCCACUCUCUCCAUCCCUCGACAUUCUUAUUCACCCGCCCUUCCACGCAGAAUUACAACUUUGCCAAGCCAUGGCUUCCAAACAGCCUUCUCCUGGAGAGAACCAUUACCCGAAUUUCCUGCGUUUCUACCCGACCCAAAAGAAAAUCGGCCAGCAAGACCGAGAGUUCAGAGGCUGAAGAGCUGGUUCGCUUGCUGAUGAGAAGUUUCAGCGACAAAGAGCCUUUGUUGAAGACGCUGAACAAGUAUGUGAAAAUUGUGAGGACCGAGCAUUGUUUUCAUCUUUUUGAAGAGCUUGGGAAGAGUGAUAAGUGGCUUCAGUGCCUUGAGGUGUUCAGAUGGAUGCAAAAACAGCGGUGGUAUAUCGCUGAUAAUGGCAUUUACUCAAAAUUGAUUUCUGUUAUGGGAAAGAAUGGCCAAACCAGGAUGGCCAUGUGGCUCUUCUCUGAGAUGCGUAAUAGUGGGUGUCGGCCUGAUACCUCUGUUUACAACGCACUCAUUACAGCCCACCUUCAUUCCAAGGACAAAACAAAAGCUUUGUGCAAAGCUCUUGGGUACUUUGAGAAGAUGAAGGGAAUGGAACGGUGUAAACCUAACGUUGUCACUUACAACAUUCUAUUGAGAGCUUAUGCUCAAGCUCGAAAUGUAGAGCAAGUUAAUGCAUUGCUUAAAGAUCUCGAUGAGAGCAUUGUUUCCCCUGAUAUCUACACAUAUAAUGGUGUAAUGGAUGCAUAUGGGAAAAAUGGGAUGAUCAGAGAAAUGGAAUCCGUGCUUUCUCGCAUGAAAAGUAAUCAAUGCAAACCUGAUAUCAUCACCUUCAAUUUGUUGAUUGAUUCAUAUGGGAAGAGGCAGGAAUUUGAUAAGAUGGAGCAGGUCUAUAAGAGCUUACUUCGCUCCAAGGAGAGGCCAACUUUACCCACAUUUAAUUCAAUGAUCAUAAACUAUGGGAAGGCCAGGCUUCAGGAGAAAGCAGAAAAUGUCUUCAAAAAGAUGACUGACAUGGGAUAUGCACCAAGUUUCAUCACAUAUGAGAGUCUCAUAAUGAUGUAUGGGUUCUGCGAUUGUGUUUCCAAGGCUCGGGAUAUAUUUGAUAGGUGGGUUGAGUCUGGGAAGCAGCUAAAAGUUUCAACACUCAAUGCAAUGCUAGAUGUUUAUUGCAUGAAUGGCUUGCCCAUGGAAGCCAAUAAACUUUUUGAGAGUGCAAAUAGUAUAGGGGUCAUUCCAGAUUCCUCAACAUAUAAGCUUCUUUACAAAGCUUACACAAAAGCCAAUGUGAAGGAGCUUCUGGGGAAACUGCUGAAGCAUAUGCACAGAGAUGGUAUAGUCCCAAAUAAGUGGUUCUUUCUGGAGGCUCUGGGAACAUUUUCAUCUUCACCACCAAGUCCAGAUUCUGCAAAUGGAACAACUAAGUUGUUGAACAGGCCAAAGGAUAGUGCAGCAACGUAGGUGGAGAUAGAUAAUAACCUCAUUUAUUUAUUCUUUGGAUCAGUUUUCAAUUAUGCGUAGUUUGAAGCAAAAUUUGCAUUCAAAAGGAUGGUGGAGAGGGUUUUGAUACUGGCUUACUUCAGUGCCUGAAUGAUGUGGAAAAUGCAGAGCCACCAGCACCUGUAUUAGGACUAUAGCUAAUUCCUUUCAUCCUUUGGUGAUUUUUAUUUGGGAGAAAGAAAACUUCUGCAGAAAGUGUGCAUUACUAUGUAAUUAGCUUUUUGCUUUCUGCUUUGAAUAAUGUAAUUAGGGCUGGCACUUAAGGUGCUAACCUUUGUGUUUAUUGUACCGUAGUUUAUGAAAAAUAAAUAAACUAUUGAUUCGUGUAUCA
Molecule: messenger RNA, 1976 nt
Organism: Ziziphus jujuba (common jujube)
Lineage: Eukaryota; Viridiplantae; Streptophyta; Magnoliopsida; Rosales; Rhamnaceae
Product: pentatricopeptide repeat-containing protein At4g39620, chloroplastic
Exons: 3
Coding region: 143-1606 (487 amino acids)
Molecular function (GO): protein binding; mRNA binding
Source: RefSeq, a predicted model, not a curated record